UCUAGUUCUAUAAAGAGAAAUACUAUUUCAUAGACUAUUUUUCAUUCUUUUAGUCUGAUGUAAUCUAAAUAUACAAGUUUGAAGUAAACCUGGCAUUGCAGCGGCACCGGCAUCAAGACUAUAAAGUAGUGAUUAUUGUAACAACAAAAAGUAGACUACUCACGCAUUGUCUUGGUGCCGACCUUUUGAAAAACGUAGAUUUAGCCUCAGCUUAAGUUUUGGAUUAAAUAGAUUUUUUAGAGCACAAUGACACAAGCCAUUGGUACUUUUCCCAUGCUCCACACUUUCAUUCUCAGCUUGUAACUGACGUCACACCAAGGCCACUACUUUGGGCCUAGCCUAGCUGGUUGCGCUAGGGAAAAAUCGUCUGUUAAAAAAGAUAAAAUGGCUAGUUUUGUCAAAGAUUUGAUGCGUCAAUAUGAUGAGGCAUAUCCACAUGCUGACCCACGUACUCGAAACUGGUUUCUGGUGUCAGAUAGCCCUUAUCCAGUAUGGAUUAUAACAUUCCUAUACCUGGCUAUGGUGGCUUUGGGACCACGUUUAAUGAAGAACCGCAAGCCAUUAUCUUUACAAUGGUUUAUGGUCAUCUACAAUCUGGGACUUGUUGGUCUCUCCAUCUACAUGUUUGUUGAGAUAAUUCUCAGCAUCUGGGAUGCAGGAUAUGAUCUUGUUUGUGCCAACUACAAUAAAGACUCUAUAACAAAUCCUAAAGAACUUAGGGUAGCCAAGGUGCUAUGGUGGUACUUUUUCUCUAAAGCUAUUGAACUUUUAGACACUGUAUGUAUGAUAGCCCGGAAAAAAUUUGAACAAGUAACAUUCCUUCAUUGGUUUCAUCAUGCUAGUAUGCUGAACAUCUGGUGGUGGACUAUGAUGUUUAUACCAGGAGGAAUGUCUUGGUUUGGUAGCUGCAUGAAUUGUUUAGUACAUGUAGUCAUGUAUUUAUAUUAUGGUCUUUCCGUCAUCCCAUCUCUGAGGAAUAAAUUAUGGUGGAAACGUUACAUUACACGUUUUCAACUACUCCAGUUUUGUAUAACCUUUACUCACACAGUCAAUUCCAUCCGUGUGGGUUGUGAUUUUCCACGCUGGGGUCAAAAUUUGUUGGCAUCUUACAUGGUUGGCAUGCUCAUUCUUUUUGGAAAUUUUUAUAUGCAAGCUUAUAUUAAAAAAGAUAAAAGCAGGCAAGUUGUAUCCUCCAGUAGCCAGGAGAAUGUCAGUGCCUUCAAAAAGAACAAGCUACAGCACACUAAUGGACAACUUAAUGGACAUGCCCAGCAUAAAAAGGGAGAAUAAUCUAGUCAGGUUUUAGUUCAAGCUUAGUGCUGCUUAUAUCAGAAAUUAUUAUUAUUAUUUUUGUAAACUUUCUUAGAAGACAUAGUAUUUAAUUUAUAUAAUAUGUACCCAAUAUCUUGUUUUAUUAGCUUGGACAUUGUUAUUUUGUUAUAAUUAUGCUUGUUAGGGUAUGGAGUAAUUAAUCAUGAUGUGAGCCAACAUCAUUUUAAAAGGUGCAUACAAAAUGUACAUAUUCAUGCACUCAAUUUUAACUUUUAGAUUAGGAUUAUUUGUUUGUUUACAUAAUUCUAUAACUGUUUGCCCCUUUCAUUGUACAUGAUUUCAAUGUUUAUGUCAACUUGUCCUUUCAUUACAUCCUUAUUAGCUCUGUUAUCAUAGAUAGUAGUAUUUACUCAAACAAAUGCCUCUACUAGUGAGGAGUAGUUAUUCACUGAUUGCUUUCUAAGCUUUAUGUUUAUCUCAGUUUUUCACUUUCAGAGUAAACAUUACAUUACCAGGGUAUAUAGGGUUGGUAAAUGUUAGGAUUUAGUAUCACUUGUUUGUUGCAAACUGCAUGAACAUAUGUUUUUUUUUAAUGCACCCACAUGUCAGUAUUAGCUGUACUUCAUUUUUUUCAUGAUCUUAUUUGUUAAAUUAACAUCCUAUUUAGCAAUAUGGUCAUUUUCUAUCAAGUAUCUGACAAUGUCAUCAAAAUUUUAUUUUAUACACUCAAUUGUACUUGUUGCUUAUUAGUGCUGGAGUAAGAAAAUCUUUCAUAACAAUAAAAUAUUGGUUAAAACUAGUGCUACUUCAAUAAUACUUUUAAGUCAAUGAUUGCACAAUGUUGACAUUUUUGUAUAUAUAGAUUAAGACUUGCUUUUCAAGGCAGAGUGACUUAAGUAGCAUUGGACCUAGUCAGGCUAGAUGUGUUCAGUUUUCUGAAACAAAUAUAUUUGGCAUCAGGAUUACUGCUGUUGUUACCCAUGAGAUUUUUUUUUUUUUUUUUAAGUUCAUUUAGUAAAUGUUUAACACAGCUUAACUUUAUUCCAAUGACACACAUGAUAUUUAUAACAUGGUAGACCUGCCAUGAAAAGAGUGCUAAGCCAAAUAUGAGACAUUUAGUUAAAUCUGCAUUUAUUUUAUUUAGCUUGAGCUGCUUUCAGCUUUGUAAGAAGUCAAUAUUGAUUUAUUAAGGUUUUUUUUUUUUUAAUUCCUAUACACUGUAAUAAGGAGUGAUCAAAAUGUCUAGUUUUACUGACUCAAGGUAAAACUUGUUGCAUUUUUUAUUUUUAUUAAAGCAUGUUUCUUAAUUCUUUAGUUCAUUUUUUGUCCCAUUGAUUAGAUUUAUAUAUUUUUUUAAUAUGGUUUAUGUUAUUGAGUUUAUUUAUGUCCCUAUCAAUAAAUAAUUUAGCAAAAUAGACCAACAGAAAAUAAAAUAAUAAACAUAUUAUAAAAAGUCGAAGGUUUUCUCUAAUGAACUCCAUGUGAAAAUAAAAAUGUUCCCAUAAGUCUAAAUGUAACUUUUCUUGUUUGUUUUGUUUUAACUAAUAUUUUCCUUCCAUUUCUGCCUGAAACAUCAGCUUGUGUGUGUGUGCUAAACAAAGGUAGGAAAACUCCUAAAAUUUGAAGCCAGAAAAGGGCACUAUUAUUUUAUUGUUUAUACUAAUUGGUAAAAUCUUUAACAAAAUUGUUAGCGUUCAUUACCAUCUAUCAUUGUGAAAAAGGAAAAAGAAUUACACCCUUAAAAGAUGCUUUGUUUUUAAGUUUGAAAGAAUUAAAUAUAUUUGAUUGUAAAAUCUCAACAUCGAAUUUAUCUCGUACUCAACAAAUAGAAGGGCAUAUUUUUAGGUCAUACCAACUAGCCCAUGAGAUUGUUUUUUCUUUUCAAAUUGACCAACAUAAGCUCCUGGCAAGCAGACUGGUCUAAAAGUAUGCACUUGUUAAGAGAGUUGGUAUGUUUUGUUUUUUUUCCCCAGACUUGCUGCACUGUCUUUGAGGGUUUUUUGUUUCUAAGCUAUUUGUGUAGAUUAUGUGCAAUAUUGGAUCUAACACAUCUAAGAAAUAAAUGAGAUGUUGACCUCUUGCUAAGUGACUUUUUUUGUGUGUGCAAGCUAAGAUGUUUGCAUUUCAUGGUCCUAGUGAUUGUUUUCACCUGUUUUAUUGUAGUUGAACAUUUCAGUUUCUACAUUUUUAUAGACUAAGAAAAGGUUGUUUUAAUUGCUGCUAUUUUUUUAAGCACUAAUGGAUAUAAUUAAUUAUAUCAGACUAAAAUUACUCAGGCAUUAUUAAAAUUUCUCUACUCUCAGAAAUCUUUUUGUUUUUAAUAAAAUAUUUUGUCUUCAACUAUUUCUUAUGUACCAUUCUGUGUUUAUUUCAAUCCCAGUGACUUGUAAAUUAUUUUCACUUUUGGUUGUAUUGAUCUCUGUGUGCAGAUGUCAUCAAGUAAUCACUAUGUAAGAACUAGACAUUAUUAAAUGGAUAUGACUAACUUAGAGGUAAAAUAGCAAGCUGAAUGGGGGUAAACAAACGUAGUCAGAUGUUAAUUGAUCAAAGCAUGAAAUGAGAUUCUUGUUGCUUAUUUAUAAGGAGUUGCAAAUACAUGCCAUGCUCUUGUAUUUAUUCUAGAAUGCCAUAGCUGUGACCUUAUUCUAUAUGUCAAUGUUAUUUGAAUGCUUGUGGAUAGUUCCAGCACUGUACCCAGUGUUUGGAGACACAAAGCUGUAUACUCAGUUGAUCUGUAUGUUAGUGUUAUCUGACAGCUAUCUGUAAACAUUUAUAAGUCUAAUAAAUACUUACUUAUUUCCUUCUUUCAAAAGAUUUUAUGUUGUUUCUUGUGUUGUGCACUUCUAUGAGCAAUUAUACCAGUAUUAAUCUUCUCUUGUUCAAAACCUCCUAUUUACUUGUGACACUACAGAAUUGAGUCUUAGUUUAUAUGGGCUUCAAGGUAGACAGAGAAAGAUUUUCUUUUGAAGUACUCUUGUCUUGUUGACACUGCUUGUUAUGGAGACAUGGUAUAACUACUGUAACAUUUGUUGCUGAAAUACAAAACAAUUGGAGCUGGGCAUUGUCUUAUUUUUAGAUCACUUUUUCAUUUCAAGCAUGUACACUUUACUUUCAGGAUCUGCUCAAAUAGUUUUUGUCUUUUUUUUUUGUCAAUUGUGCUUGUUUGCAUAAUAGGUGACCAUUGAUUGCAUAACUUAAUCUAACAGUACAUCAAUAAAGUUGCCAAGUUUUCCCAAA
Biomphalaria glabrata is the source of this 4509-nucleotide messenger RNA. Its product is annotated as elongation of very long chain fatty acids protein 2-like. The transcript is spliced from 8 exons. Gene Ontology annotation, cellular component: endoplasmic reticulum membrane. The coding region runs from base 385 to 1290 and encodes 301 amino acids. Gene Ontology annotation, molecular function: fatty acid elongase activity. NCBI's taxonomy places the organism in Eukaryota, Metazoa, Mollusca, Gastropoda, Planorbidae. Gene Ontology annotation, biological process: fatty acid elongation, polyunsaturated fatty acid; fatty acid elongation, monounsaturated fatty acid; fatty acid elongation, saturated fatty acid. The record is from RefSeq and is a predicted model, not a curated record.